UUCUGACUCGAACUGCGCAACAAAUAUUUAAGUAGAGUGAGGCUGGUCCAUAGACCACCACUUGCAGACCAUGUUGACCGUCGUGACAUCCGACGAUGUGCGCUUUGCUCUGGAAGAUGAUGUUGCCGUACAAGCAGGAUUGCUGCGGGACUUCGCAACCAACGAUGACCCUACUAGAGAAGACAUUCCCUUACAAGCUGUGACCUCUGAUGUGUUUCGAAAGGUUCUUGAGUAUUGCGAGCACUAUCGCGGGCAGGCAUCGCUCCCACUCACUCCAGACCAAGCGUGGAAUGACUCGUACGCCGGCGGUUUGGAACACGACAUGCUCUUUCGCGUGAUCCGAGCCGCGAAAUACCUCGAAAUCGUCCCUCUACAGGAUAUGUGUUGCCGACAAGUUGCGAAGAUGAUCAUUGGAAAGACGCCAGAAGAGAUCCAGGUUUUGUUCAACCUCCCCGUACAGAGAAUGAAGACCCAGAAUGCUCAGGUUGGGCGAUCAUGAGAAUUCAGAUAGCUCUGUGGUUCUUCAUGCAGUUCGCGCCUGACAUGGCUUUUCUGAGCUGUCGUGGUCGUAUGAGUCCCAUGGAUUGCGUAGUCGAACGCCUAAUGGCUGGUCAACUCCAACCCAUCGUCGUAUGUUUAUCUUGCCUAUGUCCCAGCCUAUGCAUGCGUUUCGUGACUAU
This is a messenger RNA of Laetiporus sulphureus 93-53, 680 nucleotides long. RefSeq lists its product as uncharacterized. NCBI's taxonomy places the organism in Eukaryota, Fungi, Basidiomycota, Agaricomycetes, Polyporales, Laetiporaceae. Gene Ontology annotation, cellular component: cytoplasm; nucleus. The coding region runs from base 71 to 499 and encodes 142 amino acids. The record is from RefSeq and is a predicted model, not a curated record. Gene Ontology annotation, biological process: SCF-dependent proteasomal ubiquitin-dependent protein catabolic process. Gene Ontology annotation, molecular function: cullin family protein binding. The transcript is spliced from 5 exons.